AGCUCUCAUUCGCAGACAGCAGCAGCAUCGGAGCGACGCUUCAGCCGAGACAUGAGCGGACGAGUCGGAGACCUGAGCCCCAAGCAGGCCCAGACCCUCACCGAGUUUCGGGAGAGGAUUCAAGAUGUCCUCCCCAGCCUGCCGGCUCAGCAUGACCACUACCUCCUCCGAUGGCUCCGAGCUCGUAACUUCAAUCUUCAGAAAUCAGAGAACAUGAUCAGGAAGCAUGUGGAGUUCAGGAAGCAGAUGAAAGUGGACACCAUCAUAACUGACUGGAAGCCUCCAGAGGUUAUUGAGAAGUACGUAUCCGGUGGGAUGUGCGGCUACGACCGAGAGGGGAGUCCCAUCUGGUACGACGUGAUUGGCCCUCUGGACCCCAAAGGCCUGCUGCUGUCAGCCACCAAACAGGACUUCCUGAAGACGAAGAUCAGACACAUCGAGAUGCUGCAGCGGGAGUGUCGGAGGCAGUCUGAGAAGCUCGGGAAGAACAUAGAGUCCAUCACUCUGAUUUAUGACUGUGAAGGACUUGGACUGAAGCACAUUUGGAAACCUGCUAUUGAGACUUACGGAGAGGUCCUCACCAUGUAUGAAGACAACUACCCUGAGGGGCUGAAGAGGUUGCUCCUCAUUAAAGCUCCAAAAAUGUUUCCGAUGGCCUACAACCUGAUCAAACACUUCCUGUGUGAGGAAACGCGACGGAAAAUCGUGGUUUUAGGAAGUAACUGGCAGGAAGUGCUGCGCAAGCACAUCGACCCGGACCAGCUUCCUGUGGUGUACGGAGGAACCCUGACCGACCCUGACGGAGACCCUCGCUGCAGAACGAUGAUCAACUACGGCGGGAACGUUCCCAAGUCUUACUACGUGCAGGAGUCGCUGAAGGUUCAGUACGACAGCAGCGUCACCAUCAGCCGCGGCUCAAGCUUGCAGCUGGAGUACGACGUCGCUGCCCCCAGCAGCCUCCUCAGGUGGCAGUUUGCCAGCGAUGGCGCAGACAUCGGGUUUGGAGUGUACCGGCGCACCAAGGACAGCGGGAGUCAGAAGGUAGCCGAGAUGGAGCAGGUUCUUCCCGGUGAGCGGUACAAUGCUCACAUGGUCCCAGAAGACAGCUGCCUCACCUGCUCGGAGCCGGGAGUCUAUGUGCUGUGUUUUGACAACAGCUACAGCAUCCUCCAGUCCAAGAAGGUUAGCUACAACGUGGAGGUGAUUCCUCCUGCGGAUGAACAGCUGCAGACUCUGUGCAGCAGAGGGGACGUGAGGCUGCAGUGAGGACACGCAAAUGUUACAUCUCACAUUUUGGUCACCUCGCUGCCUCACGACGACUGGAUUUAACCUCAGCGUCUCUCAGUGCACUGCGCGUUAGUUCCUAAUUGUUUGGAGCCUUAAUUGUAAAGCUGAUUAAUGUGAGGAUGAGAAGCAGUACUGUGAAUGCAGUGCACCGAAACCGUGCCAGAAUGAUUCAGGACUGAACCACAGAGGUCAGUUCAAGCAGUCCAGCUGAGAUUCCAUAGUUAUCAAAGUAUGCAUUGCAUUAACUAGAUUAUGAUAAGUGCAUGUUAAUUAAUAAUGAUAAUUUUUCAGAUAAUAUUUAUUUUUGGAUCAAUUUCCUGCAUGAUUAGCUAGAUCAUGAACACAACACAUUUACACUUUUGGGUGAUCCAGAGUCACCAGUAACAGCUGCCUCACACCACCUGGUUGUAUUUUCAGCACUUUGCUGAACUUUGUUGAGUUCUGCUUUUAAAGUCGAUGUAUAUAACAGCAGGACCUGCCAUGUUCACCAGCGGUGGAGCUAGAAAUUUCCCGUUGCUCACUCAGAAGUGGCCAACAACUGAGCGGCACCAGAGUUCAGAGCACAACAUCAGUAUUGUAUUCAUAAAUUUAUGCUGUCUAAUCAUAUUUCACUGCUGCCACCAGCUGUUUUGGAGGUGUGGUCGAUGACAGGUUACUCUCUGGCUCCGCCCCUUCUCUUCAUACCUUCUACCCACCAUUUCCAGACAGUAAAGCAAUCUGGAAUGUGAGGUAAAGAAAAUGAGGUGCGUGUGAGGGGAACGUGAUCUCAUGUCUUGGUUUCUUCUGAAGUCAGAGUCUGUGCAGUAAAACAAGGUAUCCCACAGACGCUGAAUCACUUUUUUCUUCUUGACUUGUGGCCUAAAGUCACAAAUGUGUACUAACCCCAGUAUUACCCUGGAAACCAGCUCUCUCCCUGGUCUUUUACCAUAAGGGACAGCAUUUCCUCCACAUGGGAAGGAGUCUGCUGAAGUGCGUCCCACUGGGAGGAAUCCUCAGUCCCAGAAUCUCAUGCAGUUGAACUCGAUAUUAGCCAAUUCUUUGCAAAUGAACCUGUAAGAUUUUUGUCAGUGUCAAAAACAAAAAUGAGACAUUUAUUCAAAUUUAGACCUGUACAUUUCCUCAGUAUUUAGUAUAAUCUCCUUGAACCCUUAUGAAUUAGGUGAAAUGUUUUCGGAUAUCUUUCCACAAGAUCAGGGGUUGGUGAUGGCCUUUGGUCAUCCUUAAAACCUUCUGUGCUUGUGAUUGAUGUUUGUUUGAAAUACCCACUCCUGACUGAUGUUAUGGUACCACCUACAGUAUUGUGUACAGUGCACCAGCCUCUAGAAGAAAAUCCCUCCCCAACAUGCUGCUGACACCUCCUUUCUUCAGUUUAUGUGAAGAAACACUAAAUUUUAUGUACCAAAACAUGUUCUUCUGGCGAUAAUCCAUCUGAUUCCUGAAAAGACUCUUUAAAUUUUUCCCAGAUUUGGAUAGAAUUGUUUGAAAAGAUAACUGUGGCUCCUAAAGUCUUUUGGAAAUUGUAUCCAUCUUAGCUGCCUUUUCCCCCAUGAUGUCAAGCAAGGAAGCAGUCUGCAUAAAGUGUUGCCUUAACACAUAUUCACCGAGUGAGAAUAAGUGAUUAUUCAUAUUUUUAAGUAAUGUAAAUAUCUAGUUUUAAUAUUCUUUGUGUGCAAUCUGUUAAUGAAACCACUUGACUGAUCUUUGUGUGUUGACCUGUUUUUAAUAGCAGCCAAAAAUAAAAAAUAAAAAACAGGAGGGAGAUGCCACUGAAGUAUUGACUCUGCAAGCUAGAAACUGUUAGGGCAUGUCAUAAAUUUAUUUUAAUUUAUGAACGCUUCAUUACGUCAAGGUUAAUGUUGAAAUGUUGCAAUAAAAACCUAUUGUGUUUAAAUAUGCCAAA
This is a messenger RNA of Poecilia reticulata (guppy), 3187 nucleotides long. RefSeq names its product SEC14-like lipid binding 7 (gene sec14l7). Lineage: Eukaryota; Metazoa; Chordata; Actinopteri; Cyprinodontiformes; Poeciliidae. Gene Ontology annotation, cellular component: cytoplasm. The record is from RefSeq and is a predicted model, not a curated record.